Penicillium arizonense is the source of this 531-nucleotide messenger RNA. RefSeq names its product cytochrome c oxidase subunit IV family protein. NCBI's taxonomy places the organism in Eukaryota, Fungi, Ascomycota, Eurotiomycetes, Eurotiales, Aspergillaceae. The coding region runs from base 1 to 531 and encodes 176 amino acids. The transcript is spliced from 3 exons. Gene Ontology annotation, biological process: mitochondrial electron transport, cytochrome c to oxygen. The record is from RefSeq and is a predicted model, not a curated record.
AUGUUUCUUCGCACCGUCUCUCGCGCUGUUCCUCGCAGCACCGCGGCCAUCCGUGUCGCCCCUGCCUCUGUGAACGCCAUCCAGACCCGCGCUGCCUCUGACCAUGCCAUCGCCAACCCCACUCUCGCCAGCAUCGAGAAGCGCUGGGAGGGUAUGCCUCCUCAGGAGCAGGCCGAGCUCUGGAUGCAGCUCCGUGACCGCAUGAAGGUUGAUUGGCACCAGUUGACCCAGCAAGAGAAGAAGGCCGCUUACUACAUUGCCUUCGGUGCCCACGGCCCCCGCGCCCAGGCCCCCAAGGGCGAAGGCUGGCGUGUCUUGAGCAAGGUUGUGCAGCUGACCGUUGCCUCCGUUGCCAUCUUCUACGCCGUCCACGCCUUCGCUGGCAAGCAGCCCGCUACUAUGUCCAAGGAGUGGCAGGAGGCCUCCAACGAAUAUGCCCUGAAAGAGAAGAUCAACCCCAUCCACGGCAUCAGCAAAGAGGGUUACGAAGGCAAGGGCUUCGUCCAGAGCCCCCCUGCCGAGAAGUCAUAG